Messenger RNA from Anopheles nili, 1743 nucleotides. Its product is annotated as calpain-A-like. Gene Ontology annotation, biological process: proteolysis. The transcript is spliced from 2 exons. Gene Ontology annotation, cellular component: cytoplasm. The record is from RefSeq and is a predicted model, not a curated record. Bases 1 to 1596 code for a protein of 531 amino acids. Gene Ontology annotation, molecular function: calcium-dependent cysteine-type endopeptidase activity. NCBI's taxonomy places the organism in Eukaryota, Metazoa, Arthropoda, Insecta, Diptera, Culicidae.
AUGAAUGUCAUUCAGGUGAACGAUUCCAAUGACGACUCGCGCAAGUCCAAUGAAUUUAACUGUAGUACAGAUGGUGAUAAUUUCGAGGAGAUCAGUGGCGAUUUCAGCGCGCUAAGGGCCUAUUGCUUAUCGCAGGACAAGCUGUACGAGGAUCCCGAUUUUCCGGCCAACAACUUCUCGAUCUACCGGUCAAUGCCGCCAAGCGAUGAUCAACAAGUGAUUGAAUGGAAACGCCCAAGAGAGAUCGUCGAGGAACCGAAAUUUGUGACCGAGGGAUUCUCGCGAUUUGACGUGCGACAAGGAUCAUUGGGAAAUUGUUGGUUCAUCGCAUCCUGCGCCAGCCUUACUUCUCAUCAGCGAUUGUUUGAUCGUGUUGUGCCAGCGGACAAUGGUCAAUUCGAAGAUGAUACGUAUGCUGGAUUGUUUCGAUUCCGCUUCUGGAUGUACGGUCGUUGGGAAGACGUAGUGAUCGACGAUCGUUUGCCUGUCAAAGAGGACAACACGCUACUCUACAUGAGCUCUUCGACGAAGAACGAAUUCUGGGCUGCGUUGUUGGAGAAGGCGUACGCGAAGCUCCAUGGUUCAUACCAAUCACUCAAAAGUGGCACCGGACUAGAGGGCAUGGUUGAUCUGACCGGUGGUAUCACAGUGGACUACCCAUUGAAGGGCGCCGAACCGGCGAACAUGUUCGAGAUACUAGAACGAAGUUUGGCCCGUAAAUCGUUGGUCACCACCGGGAUCAACCAGGACACCCAGGAUAGACUGAAGUCCGUCAACUUGGUAUCCUCCCACGAGUACUCUGUGACGAAAGUGUCUCGCUUCGACGCAAACCUGCUGAACCUUGGCCAUGGCCUCGUACCUAACGUGAGGCUAAUCUGCUUGCGCAACCCGUGGGGAAGCAAGGAAUGGAACGGACCCUGGAGCGAUAGUUCUCCCGCGUGGAAACUGGUCAACGACGAGAAGAUAAGUGAGCUGAACAUCGUCAAAGAGGAUGGCGAGUUUUGGAUGGGUUUCGAGGAUUUUGUGACGUAUUUCGACGACAUCAGUAUAUGCCACCAGUGCCCCAAUGAUUUAGACGAGCUCCAGAACAGAAACUUCCCCUGGGAGAUGCUAUGCUACUCGGGUGAAUGGAAGCGAGGAUCCACUGCAGGAGGAUCAGACGCUUACAGCUUCUGGAGGAAUCCACAAUUUGUCAUCACACUAUCAGCAAAUUGCUCUAACAGCAUUAAAAGCAACUCUCUUCAAGAUGAUGAAAAUGUGGAUUCAAACACUGCAGUAAUUAUAGGGCUUAUGCAGAAGCACAACCGUGAGUUGGGAACAGAAUUUUUACCCAUAAGGAUCCACGUUUUCCCGAUACCUGAUCAUGUGGUCGUCCGCCAACGACUCCUGUCGAAGCAGUUCUUUGAUGAAGUCGCACCAGUCAAUGGUGGGGCUCGUUUCGCACCCGAGCGUGAGGUUGUCGCAAAAUAUUCGCUGCCCGCCGGCAGAUACGUGGUGGUCCCGCACACCUGGAAGCCAAAGCUGGAAGGCGAAUUUUUCCUACGCAUCUUUGCCGAAGGAUCAAUUGUCAACACUUGCAAUUGCGAUAACGAAUAGGAAUGAAUAGGAAUUACGAAACUCUCAAUGGUGUAUGGAAUCGGACGCUAACGUUGAUUUGUUUUUGCAUGUUUUAUUCUAUAUCAUUUAUUCAAGCUAAUAUGCUGCCAGUAUAACCGUAUGUUACCAAUAUUAUAACAAUAUCAA